AUGACGUCAGAGGCGGAGCAGCGUAUUGAUUAUAGAUCGGAGCAGCAGGACAGCAGAUGUUGCAUAAGCUGCAGCUGAUCAGAGCGUUGGAGGGAAACAGCAGGACCUUCUCUUCUUCUUCUGCUCCUGUGGCUCUGCGGUCUUUGCCAGGGCGAUGCCGGGCUCUCUGCCCCGCGUGUUGACGGUCCCGGCUCUGCUCGGCUCUCUGCCCCGCGGCGCCAACCCUCCCAGUCUGCCCAGCUUCCCCAGCAUCGCCCUGCCCAGGGUGGUUGCCAUGCCGACGGUGGCGGAGGCCCCUCGCCGGCUGCUGCAGGACUGCUGCUCCGUGUUGGACCACCAGGCCUCUGGCGGUGUGUGUGGCUGCUGCUGGGCGCUGCGUCCGCGCUACAAACGGCUGGUGGACAACAUUUUCCCUGAAGACCCAGAGGACGGUCUGGUCAAGGCCAACAUGGAGAAGCUGACCUUCUUCGCUCUGUCGGCACCGGAGAAGCUGGACAGGAUCGCUGCCUACCUGUCGGAGCGUCUGACCAGAGAGCUGAACCGCCACCGUUACGGGUAUGUGUGCAUCGCGCUGGAGGCCAUGGAGCAGCUGCUGCUGGCCUGCCACUGCCAGAGCAUCAACCUGCUGGUGGAGAGUUUCCUCGGGACGCUGCGGCUGCUGCUGGAGGCCGACAGGCCGCACCUGCACAUCCUGGCCACCGGCUCCUUUGUGAAGUUUGCGAACAUCGAGGAGGACACGCCUUCGUAUCAUCGCAGCUACGACUUCUUCGUGUCUCGGUUCAGUGAAAUGUGUCACUCCGACCACGACGACCCCGACACUCGGAUCAGGAUCCGCGUGUCGGGGAUCCGCGGCCUGCAGGGCGUGGUCAGGAAGACGGUGGACGACGAGCUGCAGGUCAACAUCUGGGAGCCGCGGCACAUGGAGCAGAUCGUCCCCGCCCUGCUGGUCAACCUGGAGCAGAGCAACGGCGGUUCUCCUGCUGAGCAGACGGAGGUGUGCUUCAGAGAGCUGCUGGGCCGAGCCGCGUACGGACACAUCAACAACGCCAUCAGGCCCGUUCUCAUGCACCUGGACAGCCGCAGCCUGUGGGAAGGAGGAGGCUUUGCUGUUCGCUGCUUCCAGAUCAUCAUGUUCUCCAUCCAGUCCCAGCACUCCCACCUGGUCAUCCAGCAGCUGCUGGGUCACCUGGACGCCAACAGCAGGAGUCCGGCGUCCGUCCGGGCCGGGAUCGUGGAGGUUCUGUCUGAGGCCGCUGUGAUCGAAGCCACUGGAUCCGUAGGUGAGCCAGAACCGGACUCAGAACCAGGACCGGACCGCGCUCCGUCUGACAGUUUUCUGCUCUGUGUUGCAGGUCCCACCGUGUUGGAGGUGUUCAACACGUUGCUGCGGCAACUCAGGCAGAGCGUCGACUACCAGCUGACUGGUUACUACGACAACGCCGGAAAACACAAAACGACGUCGUUUCACGAGAAAACGCUGCAGGACGCCGUCAUCAAAACCAUCGGAUCCUUUGCCAACACACUUCCUGUCUACCAGAGGUCAGAGGUCAUGCUGUUCAUCAUGGGCAAAAUCCCAGUACCCGGCAUCUACCCGGCCCUCGGGUCUCCGAACGCCGGGUUUGAAGGCAGCAGGAUGAUCCAGGUGAUGCUGCUGAAGUCUCUGCUGCAGGUUUCGGAGCGCUACGACAGCAGCAACCUGCUGACCGCUCUGCCCUCCUCCUUCCUGGAGCCGCUGCUGUCCUUCACCCUGAUGGACGACCCGGAGAUCCGCCUGCUGGUUCUGUCCAUCCUCACCUCGCUCAUCGACCGCCGUCACAACGCAGCCAGGAUCACCGCGGUCAGUGUGACGUUUGACGUGUCGGUUCUGGAGCAGAAGGAGGACAGAUGCUCCCGACAGGACAACCUGUUCAUCAGGAAGCACGCCCAGCGGCUCUACAGACACGUCUUCCUGGCCUGUAAGGAGGAGUCCAACGGGCCGAGCCAGUACCAGGCGCUCUUCAUCUUACUGGUUGUCCUCAGUGUGGAACUGGUCAGUGAGGAGGUUCUGGUGGACCUGAUCCGACUCCUCCUGGCUCUGCAGGAAAUGGGCGUGUCCAAUCAGGAGAGUCUGUCUGUUUUGAACCGCUGCAGUCUUCACGCCGUCUGCGCCGCCGCCCUCCAUGUUCUGUCGCAGCUCGGCCCGCCGCCGCCGCUCCAUCAGCACGUCACUCAGGUCAUAGAGAGUCGACAGAAGGGGGCGCCACACCUGCUGCCCGAAAGCGUCCUGUGUGACCAACCCAGGAUCCCAAACGGGGAUCUGAAGGUGGACAAAGCUCUCCUGUUUGUCCAGUCCAAGAUCUGCGAGGCGCUGACAGGAAGCAGCUACAGCGCACAGUGUGAACGCAUCAACACGCCUUACACUCCUCAGCUGACCGAUGAAGACCGUCUGUCCAGGAAGAUGAGUAUCGCAGACACCAUCUCUCUCCAGAUCGCCAUCGAGCAGGAGGCCAGCGCUGAGCCUCAGAAACCUCAGACUGAGCAGAUCACCUUUGAGACGCUGAAGAACACCAUCGAGGACAGAGGAGGCAUGGAGGAGGAGGAGAGGAGGAAGAGGAUGGAGGUGGUGGAGAGGUUUCAGACUGCUCCUUUUGAGGAAAUAGCAGCUCUCUGUGGAUCCAGGACGUCUCUGCUUCAGUCCAAACUGGACCGGGUCUUUGACCUGAUCGUCCGUCCUCCUCCGUCUCCGUCAGGACAGCCGUCUCAGCGGUCCACGCCCGUCUAUGAGAUGAAGUUUCCUGAUCUGUGUGUGUAUUAGAGGCCCGACUGGAUAAUAAUGAAGCAUUUAUGUAGCGAUAAAGAAACGGAUCGUAAAAAUGUUUCAUUUAAGUAAUAAGUUUUUUCAGUGACUUCAUGAAAAAACUUUCUUUAAUUAUUAAAAGAAUAAGGUCUGAUUAAAAAUUCUCAUAUAGUUUAUUAAGGCCAUGAAUUCACAGUAAAAACAUGUUUGAUGUUUUAACCGUUUCUUCUUUGCCAUUUUUUAAAUUAAAACUUUUUCCUGAA
This is a messenger RNA of Poeciliopsis prolifica (blackstripe livebearer), 3039 nucleotides long. Its product is annotated as protein EFR3 homolog B-like. NCBI's taxonomy places the organism in Eukaryota, Metazoa, Chordata, Actinopteri, Cyprinodontiformes, Poeciliidae. The transcript has 22 exons. Bases 155 to 2794 code for a protein of 879 amino acids. Gene Ontology annotation, biological process: protein localization to plasma membrane. The record is from RefSeq and is a predicted model, not a curated record. Gene Ontology annotation, cellular component: plasma membrane.